GCCAUCGAAAUAAUCACUUAUCCCUGCGCGUCAUUGUCAGUACUGGACAGAGUCUUUCCAUGAUCGCAUAGAUAUCAAGAUGAACCCAAUGCUCAAGGAUCCCGCGGCGGGCGUGCCGCCGCAGCUGUUACCUCACAUGCAUCUGGUCUCGAAGUAUCGAUAUCCAGUCACGAGCAAUCCCUCUUUGGAGACCAUCGUUGGCUACCUUCUCGAAGCCCCCAAAAUCGUGCGCGACCUCCAGCCGGUGCAAUGGCAGUUCAUCGAUACGCCGCAAGACGGCAUGUUGAUGCUCACAUGGCAACCACUUGAAUACCUUGGGACCGCUUUCGCAAGCGACGGCUUUGUUUGGGCAGACGCAGAACAUGUUUUCAAGUCAGAAGUCAGAGGAUAUACUCUUGAGAUGUUCGUGCAGAGGUCCGGCUAUCGCGCAUCCGGAGAAGCCAUGGCGUCCCAUAGUAGGAGACGUUAUAGACUUCUUCCAGGCAACCCCAACCUUGGACUGCCUGCUCCAGAUCCGAGCCUAUGGUUGACACAUUAUUCAAAAGCCUCUGCUCGUGACCAUGUUCCUUCGGCAUCCAUACCUCUCCUACCACACAUCCAGCAAUUGCUUCAAGCACGAAGAUUGAUACAGAGCCAAGGACAAUUGCCGCGAAAAGAGUUCAUGUUACAUGAUCGUUCGAACUGGCCUACAAUUCAUCUUCCUCCCGCGAUGGCCAGGGCUGCUGCACCAGGUCAGGUAGCUCCUGGCGCCGUUACCCACAGAAGAGGCACCAGCAUCGCGGCGGACACCACUUUAGAGGAAGAGGAGGACGUGUCCCGAGGCGACCUGCUGGAUUUCAUGACAUCCAAGGAGAUCAGUCGCAUACGCUACGAGCAACACCAUGAGUGGAUGGAGGAAGUCCUUGAGUCGCCGUAUCCUACGUUAUCCAUCAUACCCAGCGAUCUCGGACUGGGACGAAAAGGCCCGCUUGAAGAGCUGACUAAGGACUUUUUUGAUGCCCCUGUGUCUGUCACGAAUGGGUCAGGCAACGAACCGCCAUCACGAGUUGGGAAGAUGCCAGACGGACAAGCCGAGGAAUUCGCCGAGCGAGCAACCAAAAAGCUGGCAGACAUGCAGGCGGAGCUAGAAAGCAUGAGGAAACGACAUACUCGCAGGAUGGAGAAAUUGCAGCGCUCGAGCACGCUGACCGUGGCCGAGAAGAAAUUACGCACAGCCCCGAAUGUGGCCGAACGACGAGACUCGUCGAACGCAAAGAUCGAUAGUGUCCCGGAUACAAGUUCGCGUGACCCUGUGGAAGGGAUCGUAUAUUCUGUCGAGACAGACACGGGGAAGCAGAUCGCGAAGAGUACUACUGUCACUGUAGUAUCAAGAGGAGGGUUGGAGGAGCGAGUGAAGCCAACAGCGGUCACACAGGCGCCAACCGUCCCUACUCCUGCUCCACAGGAAAAGGCCGCCAAUCCACCUAUUGGCGGAAUAGGUUCUAGCAUCCCACAACCACAGCAGCCGGCCUCAGUUGAUGCUCCUGAGAAGAAGCCAGAAGCGAACGACACGGCUAGGGCACCGAGCGAGCAGCAGACCAGCACGGAAACCAAUGAUACAGCCCAACCAACACCUUCAGUAAACCAGCCAGAUCCAGUUGCGGCCACAAACCAAGAGGUCGAAGCGGCGGCUGACGAAGGUCAACCUGGUGAUACUCCAGAACUCGACGACGUAGGGAUGGAUGUGAAUAUGGACGAUUUCGGCGAUGAUGUUCAAGAGCAGGAUGGGAAUCAAGAUGGCAAUGAAUGGGUCAUGAUUGAUCAGGAGGGUGGGCAAGAUGAAGGAGCCAUGGACGUUCCCGAUCUCCCGGCCGAGACUCAGCCACAAGAAGACCAGAUCGAAUCGGAGCAGAAUGAUGAUGCAACCACUGCUCCAACGACGAGCGUUCAACAACAGCAGGAACAAGCACAGCCUACACAAGACACAGCGCUAGAUACCCCAGACUUUGAUAUGGGUGGGGACUUUGACAACGUCGACGUAGAUACGGCUGGGGAUGCACUUGCCAGCUACGGUGAUGAUGAUCUCAACCUGGAUAACGUGGAAGAUUCGGCGUUUGGAGAUGCCUUUCAUCCCGAGGAAGAUGAUAUAUCGUGAGCGGUUGUGAAAUGGCAACUUUAAGAAGGGAGUGGUGGAGCGCAGAAAUUUUGGUGUUUACGAGAUAAAAGAUAGAAGCCCACGGCGAUCGCGCACAUAACGACGCACGUGCUACUGAAAGACUUUUUGACUUGGUCCAACAGGACUUUCGUC
Molecule: messenger RNA, 2287 nt
Organism: Exophiala viscosa
Lineage: Eukaryota; Fungi; Ascomycota; Eurotiomycetes; Chaetothyriales; Herpotrichiellaceae
Exons: 2
Coding region: 80-2134 (684 amino acids)
Biological process (GO): chromatin remodeling
Source: RefSeq, a predicted model, not a curated record